This is a messenger RNA of Chara braunii, 3606 nucleotides long. Lineage: Eukaryota; Viridiplantae; Streptophyta; Charophyceae; Charales; Characeae. The record is from the annotation of a GenBank genome assembly.
AGAGAGAGAGAGAGAGAGAGAGAGAGAGAGAGUCCAAAAGAAGAAGAAGAAAGCAGCAGGGGAAGCAGGGGGGCGGGGGGCAGGAAACGAGAGAGAAGGUAGGUAGGUGGUCGAGCGAGCAAGAUGCAGGCCACCCGUCUCCUACUGGAAGAGCCGGUGAGGUUAUCAACGAUCUUGACGAAGACGGUCGAAGACCCGGCAACGGCACAUGUCCAAGCGUUGACCAAGAUUAUUGGGACACUGGGACCGGAGUCGAGAGAUGUGGAGACGAUAGAGAACCUACUGCGCGCGGGAAUGACUGUGGCGCGCUUUGAUUUCUCAUGGGGAACGGAGGAAUAUCAUCAGGAAACUCUGGAAAAUCUGAAAAAGGCGAUCAGGAAGACCAAACGCUUGUGCGCUGUGAUGCUGGACACCAUCGGCGCAGAGUUGCAAAUCAGGAAUCGCUCGGAGAAGCCAAUAGCAUUGAGAGCGGGAGAGAAGGUGGUGUUAACUACCGAGAGACCAGGCGUGGAAGCAACGGCAGAGGUGCUGCCAAUCAACUCAGCCAACUUCUCUAAGACGAUGAAUGUCGGCGACACAAUAUUUCUAGGGCAAUACCUCUUCACGGGCAGCGAGACGACCUCGGUGUGGUUGACCGUGGACAAGGUGGCGGAUGACGAAGUCGUGUGCAUCCCGAAGAACUCGGCCACGUUGACAGGGGCAUUGUUCACCGUCCACGCGGCGAAGGCGCAGAUGGCGAUCCCGACUCUGACCGAGAGGGAUCUGCAAAUCUUGGGCACGUGGGGCCGCCGCAAUGCCGUCGAUUUCAUCUCUCUCUCCUAUACUCGCUCGGCCGACGAUGUGCGUGAAUGCAAAGCCCAGCUGGAGAAGAUGGGAGAGCUGAGGCAGACACAAGUCUUUGCGAAGAUCGAGACUGUUCAAGGCCUCCUGAACUUCGACGAGAUCUUGAAAGUCUCCGAUGGCAUCGUCUUGUCGAGGGGUAAUUUGGGAAUUGACAUCCCGCCCGAGAAGGUCUUCCUGUUCCAGAAAAUGGCGCUGUACAAGUGCAAUAUGGCGGGAAAACCGGCGGUGGUGACGCGUGUCGUCGAUACGAUGACGGAGACCCCGCGGCCCACCCGAGCGGAGGCUACUGAUGUGGCGAACGCAGUGUUGGACGGUGCUGAUGCGAUCAUGCUUGGGGCCGAAACUCUCCGGGGUCGUUAUCCUGUCAUCACGGUCAAGACAGUCCGUCGCAUAGCGGGCGAAGCGGAGAGGGUAUUCAAUCAAGAAGAGCACUUCAAGAAAGCGGUCAAGUACGUAGGAGACCCUAUGACGCAGCUGGAGGCCAUAGCUUCGUCUGCGGUGAGGUCGGCCAUGAAGGUGGGUGCAUGUGUGAUCAUCGUGUUCUCCUCCUCCGGCCGCGCCGCCAGGCUCAUCGCCAAGUACCGGCCGUCCAUGCCUGUCCUUGUUGUUGUCAUCCCAAAACUGUCCACGAGCAACCUCCGCUGGACCUUCACUGGCGCAUUCCAGGCCCGGCAGUGCCUCAUCAUGCGUGGCCUCUUUCCCAUGCUUGCAGAUCCCCGCCACCCGGCGGAAAAUGUCAGCAGCACAAACGAAUCUAUCCUGAAAGUCGCACUAGAUUACGGCAAGGCAGCUCAUAUCAUCAAGACAAGGGAUAGAGUCGUCGUCUGCCAGAAGCUCGGCGAUUCCUGUGUGGUCAAAAUCAUUGAGCUUGAUUGAUAGAAUCUGUCUGUGUUUGUAUGUGUGUGUUUGUGUUGUCAUGUUGGCUAUGGACAACUGCACAAAAAAAAGCACUUCUGUGUGUGUGUGUGUGUGUGUGUGUGUGUGUGUGUGUGUGUGUGUGUGUGUGUGUGUGUGUGUGUGUGUGUGUUUUGGUCUAGCUUGGUGAGCUGAGCUUGAUAAGGUAGUAUAUAUAUAUGUAUUUGUAGGUAGGUUUUUGCUGGGGUAAGGGGCGCAGGUGUGGGCUGGGGGGUUGAAGAGAGAGAUAGGUUUCAUACUGAAGAGCGCAUAUUUACUCACACCGCUACAAACAUGGGACUCUCCUGCUGGAUGUAUCUGACCAUCGUUACGGCCAGUCGUGUGCAUGUAUGUCACCGCGACUGUGAGUCCAGGAAUCAUCCGUUGAGGAAAAAAACUAGUAUAACAGUGGCCGAUGUAUUUUGCCACCAUCUUUGUGAAGAUGCAUUCACCAUUCCUCACGUUCGUUUGGUUGGUUAGAGUUGUCCAGUGUUGCUUGACCGAGGGAGGCCCCAAGGAACUCGUCUCUUUUUCCUUUUUUGGAACUCAGCUCUUUUUUUGCGGCGCCCUUAUUACUCUUCUUUGCGGCGCCCUUAUUACUCUUCUUUGUUGCUGUGUCUAUUGGACUCCUAUUUCUUCCCAUGUUUUCCAACUGCCUUGCUGCCACGGCCUUGUGGCGAUCGUUGUCGUAGACACACUGUUAGUCCUUCAUGCCCAUCGUUUUUGGUGGGGGGGAGGGGGGGGAUUGUUGUGGGGGUAAGCUAAAAUAAGAUAUGGGCCAGAUUUCGCUCUGCGGUUGUCGUCCGCAGUGUCGGAGUGAAAGUCGAUCGCGAUCUUUCCCCCCGAACCUCUUGUCCUCAUUACCCCCUUUUUUCAGGGGGGUGCAUUCUGGUGAUGCCACUUGUGCAGUCUGGAUGUAUUGGGAUGACUCUUUUGCCGUCUUCCCUGUUUUUCUUUAUGCCCUCCUGGCUGCGUUUGGUUGGUUGGAUCUGAAGUUUUCAGUAUUGUUUUGGCUUCGCUAGAGGUUUUCAGUAGUGAUAGAGUUUUAUGCGUUUUGGAAGUGGACGGUAAGAGGGGUUGGGCUCGAUCCGUUGACCUAACUGGACCCCUCCUGGGUUUUGUGUGUUUAGUCGGAGGGCUUUUUUCUCUGUUUGCUAUCGGAUCUUGCUGACAUAGGGGGGCUUUAGUAGAGUAGGUUGUUCUGCUUCUGCUUCCACUUCCAAGUACUGUCCGAUUGCAGUUCUUCUUUACGGUACCGUGUUUUCUCUACUAUCAGCCUGUGGUCGUUCGUUGAUUCGAUUUGGUUUGUUGGUCGCGAGGGAAGAGCUAACACUCGUGGUCACACUGUUCGACUCGUUGGAAGACGAAUGCAUCAUCGUAUGAUUCGGUUCGAAGAGGAGUACCGUGUUUUCUCUACUAUCAGCCUGUGGUCAUUCGCUGAUUCGAUUUGGUUCGUUGGUCGUGAGGGAAGAGCUAACGCUCGUGGUCACAGCGUUCGACUCGUUGGAAGACGAAUGCAUCAUCGUACGAUUGGUUGGAAGCGGAGAGUGUUGUGGAAUGGUUGUUUGAAGAGGAGUGCAUUGUCGAAUGGUUGUUCGAGGAAGAAUGCGUGGAGAAGACCAAAGGCCAAUGCGUCCUCACCAUUGGAUUGUGUCAUCGUAUGGUUGGAGGACAAGUGUAAGGAAGGAGAGAUGCCUUCUGGAUGAAUUACAGUCUGAACUUGGAAGAGGGGUGCGUCCACGUGGGUGGCGCACUGUGGAAUGUAUGUUGCUGUCUGCUUCAAAAUGAUAUUUGCUGCUACCACAACGUUGGCUGUACCUUGUUUUGACUUAAUGCGAGAGAGAGAGAGAGAGAGAGAGAGAGAGAGAG